AUAUUCAAGGCUCGAAUUCGAAACCUUGAUUAAGAAGCGAGAGACCCUUAACCACUCACGUCAAAUCCAGUUGGUAUAAACCGAGUAAAUAUAGUAGUAUUAUUUAAGAGUGUUGCAACUUCCUUCCUUUGCACCCACACCCAGAUCAUAAGGUGAGAUAAUAAAUGAGAGACGUACAAUUGAGUAAAGUUUAAACUAAAAAAAGGUGGCACCAAAAAUCCCAUCUUCAUAUACUCUUUCAUUAUAUUUUAUUUCUCUACAUAAAUAUCAUAUACUAUAUAGAAACAGAGGAAAUAUUGAAGAAAGGUGGCCCAAACUUUUAUGAUUUUCAUGAGAUCUGUUAUGGCUUCUUCUUCUUCAUCAUCUCAACUUUUUCUUCUCUUUUUCUUCAUUAUUUCAGGCUUAGUCCAACAAAUUCAAGGCCUAGAAGUGGGAAUAAAUUAUGGGCAAAUAGCCAACAACCUACCAUCACCAAGCCGGGUAGCCAUCCUUCUACAAUCCAUCCAAGUACACCGGGUCAAGCUCUAUGAUGCUGACCCGAAUGUCCUUUUAGCAUUCGCCAACUCGAAUGUCGAGUUCACAAUCGGGCUUGGUAACGAGUACCUCUACAACAUGACCGAUCUUUCUAAGGCUCAAGCUUGGAUUCAAACUCGUGUCCAACCUUAUAUUAGUCGAACCAAAAUUACUUGCAUUGUAGUAGGUAACGAGGUUUUUGAUGGGGGUGACACACAACUAAUGUCUUAUGUAUUCCCCGCGAUGCGAAAUGUCUAUUUUGCCCUUAAAGCUUUUGGUCUAACUGACCAAGUUACUGUCACUACUGCCCAUUCCACAGCCAUUUUGGCAAAUUCGUACCCUCCAUCAUCCGGAUCAUUUAAACCUCAAUUUGCUCAAUAUCUCCAACCUAUGGUGAACUUUCAAUCACAAAUUAAAUCCCCAUUUUUAAUCAAUGCGUACCCGUUUUUCGCCUAUAAGGAUAGCCCGAAUGACAUAUCCUUGGAUUAUGUCCUUUUUAGGCCUAAUCAAGGCUCAACUGAUCCGGCUACCAAUCUACAUUAUGAUAACAUGUUGUAUGCCCAACUUGAUGCUGUUUAUGCAGCUAUCAAACUAAUGGGUCAUACCGAUAUUGAGGUCCAUGUAUCGGAGACGGGUUGGCCUUCGAAAGGCGACCCGAAUGAGGUGGGUGCAACCAUCCAAAAUGCUGCAACCUAUAAUGGUAAUUUGUUGAAAAGGGUUGAAAGUAAAGAGGGUACACCUGGUAGGCCUAAUGUGCCUAUUAUUGUGUAUGUGUUUGCACUUUUUAAUGAGAAUUUGAAGCCUGGUCCUGCUUCUGAAAGGAAUUAUGGACUUUAUUAUCCUGAUACUAGCCCUGUUUAUAAUAUUGGGUUGCAAAAAAGCUAUCUUCCUCAGUUCUACAUCAAUUCUGGCAAUCAAAGGAGAUCAAUUUUGGAAUUGUGUACAUUUACAAUUUUGUCGAGCUUCCUAACGGCAUUUAUGAUAUUUUCUUGAGGAAUUUGUAUAUUUCAUUUAUAGUGAAAUUUGAGGAAACAAAUAUCGUCUCACUAACAGAAUUACUAUGCAUGGUUGGCCAUAUGGUGGUGUUCUAUUCAAUUUUGCUUACCCUCCCGGAACUGCAAUGCAGCUGAAAGGGAGGGUACAAUAUAGGAAGGCUUCAAUUUCCAAUACAUGUGAAUUAACAAGUACAGCAGAGGAGAUCAAUUAUUAUUUAUAUGAAUUUCAUCACCAGAUUCAUUGUUUAGUUUAGCAGACAUUAUUUUACUGGAAAGAAAUAAUAAUUAAGGUCCUUAAUUAGAAAUGCAGGUACUGUAAGAUUUAUUAAAAGAGUAACAAGUUGGUGUAGCAGAUAUAGUAAGCAAAUUAAUUCUUUUGGCAGAAAUUUUAUAAUGACACAGAUCAAACUUAGCUUUAGAUUAGGAUCUUACACCUUUUGAUUAAUACAUGUAAUAGACUAAUGUUGCAAAAAAGAUAGUGUUGUAUUUGUAAGUAUUUAUAAUUAAUUCAAUUUUUAUUGUUAUUA
This is a messenger RNA of Beta vulgaris subsp. vulgaris (sugar beet), 2035 nucleotides long. Its product is annotated as glucan endo-1,3-beta-glucosidase 14. The coding region runs from base 322 to 1506 and encodes 394 amino acids. The record is from RefSeq and is a predicted model, not a curated record. The transcript has 4 exons. Gene Ontology annotation, cellular component: plasma membrane. Gene Ontology annotation, molecular function: hydrolase activity, hydrolyzing O-glycosyl compounds. Gene Ontology annotation, biological process: carbohydrate metabolic process. Lineage: Eukaryota; Viridiplantae; Streptophyta; Magnoliopsida; Caryophyllales; Amaranthaceae.